Adineta ricciae is the source of this 249-nucleotide messenger RNA. The record is from the annotation of a GenBank genome assembly. NCBI's taxonomy places the organism in Eukaryota, Metazoa, Rotifera, Eurotatoria, Adinetida, Adinetidae.
AUGAGUGCAGAUUCAGAUAUUUCAAGAACUUCAGUUCGACGUAUUUACAAGCCUCUGAGCUUUAAGCCGUACGUUCCAAGAUUAGUUCAAGAACUCAAUGAAGAUGAUUUCGAUCGACGAAUCGAAUAUUGUGAAACAUUUUUAUCGCUCCUCGAAACCGAACCAGAUCUUAUUCAUCAUAUCGUUUGGUCUGAUGAAGCUUUAUUUAAACUCAAUGGACAUAUUACUCUUCAUAAUUCUGUCUAUUGA